Somion occarium is the source of this 3148-nucleotide messenger RNA. NCBI's taxonomy places the organism in Eukaryota, Fungi, Basidiomycota, Agaricomycetes, Polyporales, Cerrenaceae. The record is from the annotation of a GenBank genome assembly.
CUCCGCCCCAAGCCUAGCGUCACCGUUAGAGGGUCACAUUCUGAAAAGAGGUUGUGGUACAAGGUGUAGUUUUGCUUUGAAAUAGAGUAUCGGCUAGUCGGUCCGGUGUCCCGCGCGAGUCGACUCCCCGCACUCUAACUUUGUGCCAGCCAUAACGGUUGUCUUUCAUCACCGUCAUCUCUUCAUUCCCCAUUCAUCUACCACUAAUCAGCAAGAGACCGUUCAUUGCUCUCAGUUUCUUUCUUCUUCUCUUUUCCAUACCGUAGAGCAAUCAUGGCACCUGCCUUGAAUCAUCCGUCCGCCGUUGCCUUCCUCGACGAGCAUCAUCGGCCAGUUCAUGGUGAACCUGCCGACUAUUACGGCGGUAAGGAGCAUUUCAGCCGCUCGAGAACGUACAGUGCCUCAUUCUCGCAUGGAUACAAUCCGAAACGUUUACCUGCCUUCGAAGACGAGUGGCAUACUCGCGCCCGGCGUAUGUCUCACGACGAGAAGAGCAUGACGCACCCUCGUCGGUUUCUCAUCGACGUUGAAGAGACUAUUCGUGUCGUGCUGGAGCAGGAAGACACCGAUGGUGACUUCCAGAUUAGUGUUACCGACGCCGGUCCUAAGAUUAUGGUUCUCGGUACUGCUACCAGUAACGGUUUUAAGACGUUUGACAUCAGGGGCACAUACAUGCUUUCCAAUCUUCUCCAGGAGCUUGCCCUAGCUCGCGACCACGGGAGAAAGCGUAUUGUCUUGGACGAAGCCCGUCUGACAGAGAACCCCGUCGAUCGCCUUUCUCGUAUGAUCAAAAACUCUUUCUGGCACUCGCUCACUCGUCGGAUCGAUGGCGACGGCCUAGAGAUCAUUUGCGCCGAUCCGAAGAACCGUACUGGACGUAUCAACCCUCGUAUCUAUGUUCCUCAUGGUGAGCCUGCGAUGGCAGAGUACUACAGGAAAGUCGCCAGAGAUAAGCCACACCUCAAUCUGGAUGUGCAAGUCCUUCCUCCGAAGCCGGAUGACCCGCACUUUGUCAAGAGCUUGAACAAUAAGCCUGGCAUACUUGCUCUUGCUAUGAACGAGGUUGAUGAUGUACACGGUGGUAAGACCUUGAAGGGCAUUCCGUUCAUCGUUCCUGGCGCCCGUUUCAACGAGCUCUACAACUGGGACUCGUAUUUCAUUUCGCUUGGCUUACUUGUCGACGGGCAAGUCAAUAUGGCCAAGGGCAUGGUUGACCACUUUAUCUUCGAGAUACAGCACUACGGCAAGAUCUUGAACGGCAGCCGAAGCUACUACCUGUGUCGAACCCAGCCUCCCUUCCUCACUGAUAUGGCUCUACAAAUAUACAAUCAGCUCGACCGCUCAGAUGUUGACUCCAAUCGUGUGUGGUUGAAACGUGCUAUCCAAGCGGCCAUCAAGGAAUAUCACACCAUCUGGGUUGCAGAACCUCGGAUAGACCCUAAGACUGGGCUUUCGCGCUAUCGUCCCGAUGGUCUUGGUAUUCCUCCAGAGACUGAAGCCACCCAUUUCACCCACAUCCUUGAACCCUAUGCUGCCAAGCAUGGCCUCUCCGUUCUUGAAUUCAGCGAACGUUACAACGACGGAACCCUCAAGGAGCCAGCCCUCGACGAGUAUUUCCUCCAUGACAGGGCGGUCCGUGAGUCGGGACAUGACACGACAUACCGAUUCGAAAAGCGCUGUGCGAACCUCGGCACUAUUGACUUGCAAGCGCUGCUGUACAAGUACGAGGUAGACAUCGGAACUGCUAUUCGGGAGGUGUUUGAUGAUGAGCUUGACAUGGAAGAGGAAUUCAACCUCGCCCCUUUUCCACCUUCCCCUGAAACUUACGUCAAUCCGUACCGGGAGAAGUCGACUUCACGUCCACAGAACAGCCAAGAAUGGUUCAAACGUGCCGAGUUCCGUAAGAAAAUGAUCGACCAGUAUUGCUGGAACGAGAGCAAAGGCUUGUAUUUCGAUUACGACACUGUGCAAGAGAAACAGAUCUUGUAUGAGAGUGUAACAGCAUUUUGGGCGUUGUGGGCAGGGUGCGCGAGCGAGGAGCAGUGCUGGAAGUUGCUGUCACAAUCGCUGAAGAAGUUUGAAGUUCUCGGUGGUCUUGUCUCUGGAACGGAAGAGUCGAGAGGAAAGAUCUCCUUGGAUCGACCUAACCGUCAAUGGGACUAUCCAUAUGCAUGGCCACCUCAUCAAAUUAUGGCGUGGGUGGGACUUGAAAGAUAUGGUUACCUCGAGGAAGCUCAACGACUUGCGUAUCGAUUCCUUUACAUGAUGACAACAGCUUUCGUUGACUUCAACGGUGUGGUUCCUGAGAAAUUUGAUGCCGUCAGGUUGUCCCAUCUUGUAGACGCCGAAUACGGUAAUCAAGGCAUCGACUUCAAGAUGGUACCUCGUGAAGGUUUUGGUUGGAUGAACGCUGCCUAUCAAGUUGGUCUCACCUUCCUGUCGACGGGCAUGCGGCGAGCGGUUGCAGCCUGCACAAGUCCUGAAGUCUACUUUGGUCCUGCAUUAGUCAACCCACAACCUACAGCUGCUCAGCAAUAUAUCGUUGGCACCAUUACCGAUCCUCUUGGUUUAGCUAUGGAUAACCUGCAUCUCUCCUCGCCUAUAUCCCCGACGUAUUGAAUCCUUGAUUCCAGGAGAUGCUUCUGAACGCGUCAUAACUCUCCUUGAUCUUUUGUCCACGUAUCAUAAAUUACGCGCAUGCGUGUAGUUUCUCCCAGUCAUGCCUAUCACGCAAUUCUUUCUUUUAUUCUCUUCAUCUUCACGGACAUUCUCACUUUUCUUUUUGGACUGUCGACUGUCUGAAACUCUGCAUGAUCGUUCUCUGUCUCUCUGUCUUCUUCCUAUUUUCUUUUCCCCAGUACGUAGAGUCAUCGUGUAGAAUCACCUUAAACGCAAGCUAGUUCCUGACCCCUUUGCUCGAACAUCUGGCCAAACACCUAGCGCUCGCUAGCUCGACAACGUGCUGGGUGACUGUUGCGUUUGUAGCGCAUAGAAUAGGUUAGGAUUGUGCGUGUCCUGGGUGUCUCUCCCAAAUUUCGUAGACGCUUCGCACAGUGGCUGGACUCAUCCUGCAUCCCAUAGUAGGUUCAUUUAGGAAUAUCGAACUACCACUGGUACUUGCUACUAUUGAAAUAAACGAUCGUGCGGG